ACACACACACACACAGAUGGCUCUUUAAUCCUGUAUGUAAAUCACAGCCAAUGGAUGAGGGUGUUGAGCUGGGCUGGGAUUAGCAAAGGCGAAUGAGUUUCAAUUUUACUGGAUUACAGAACAAAGAAAAGGGGAAAGGGGACAGUGUCCCUGCGUUAAAGACAAGAAAAAGGACGGAAAAUAAAACCGGACCAAAUCUCGCUGUAAUCUCACCGAAAGUCUCCGGAAAAGGAAGACUAAUAUGCUCCAGAUUAUGCGGUUUUGUGUGGCGUUGCUUUAAACGGGAAAUUCCGCCCUGCACUAUUGGAUUAAACACGGAGAAUAAAAAAACCCCACAACAACCCAGUCUGGGAUUGAUAAGGAAGAGAAAUGGCGCAGCUGCGGAAGCUGGGCUGUGAUGGGAUGAGGCAUAACUCUCGCGCUGAGCUCCAUGGGCCACAGACAUCCACCAGACACGAAAUCCUCACCAGUUUAGUAUCUGCACUGGACUCCGUGUGCACUGCUAUGUCUAAGCUGAACGCCGAGGUAGCCUGUGUCACCGUGCACGAGGACAGCGUGAUCGCCAUUGGAACAGAAAAGGGGAGAAUUUUCCUCAACUCCAGGAAGGAAAUACAGACAGACUUUCACAAAUUUUGCAGGGUGUCCUGUCUGCAAGCAUUAAAUUCAAUCAGCUCCCACACCAAAGCCCUGGAUACAGACAGCAGCCGGACCGGUAAAGACGGUCUACUGCCAGCAAAACAGCAGCGAGCCGUAACAGACGUUCACUCCAAUAUCUUUGUCCUGAGGAAGAUGGUGGAAGAAGUCUUCAGUGUGCUUUAUAGUGAGGCUGUAGGGAAGAGCAGCCUGGUCCCUGUGCCUUAUGAAUGGAUUCAGAAGGAGCCUGGUGCUGUGCUCAUUCAUGGCCUCCCUGAUGGUGUGACCCUGAGGAGACCUGCUGAUUAUGACACCAAGACCUUAAUGAAGAUUCUGGAACAGAGCAACCGCAUUCGCUUCAUUGUCAAAAGAGUGCCAGACGAAGCCGCGCGCGACGGUAAAUCCUGUCCGGAAAGCAAUCACCACCCCUCCCCUGCUGUUAAGGGUGCCAGCAACCAUACGCCUGUUAAAACACCCACACAGGAAGUGUCUGCUAGCAACUCUAUGCUCUCCAGCUUCCUGUAUGGAAUACCCGUGCCUUCCCAGACACACCCUGAAGCUAAAGGCGAGGCGAAACCCACGGUGCUGCACGGUCUGGUCAAGGAACGGCUAGCAACUUGGGCACCGAGCGACGAGAAGGCGGCUGUGCCCAAAGAGGCCACUGACAACGGUGAGCGGAUAGCACUCGCAGGAGACGUCGCUCAGAGCUCUCCCAGUAUCCAUGUCUCCAAACGCCUGCUCUUUUCCAUAGUACAUGAAAAAUCAGAAAAAUGGGACGCCUUCAUCAGAGAGACAGAGGACAUCAACACGCUGCGGGAAUGCGUGCAGAUCCUAUUUAAUAGCCGCUACGCUGAAGCUUUGGGUUUGGAUCAUAUGGUCCCCGUUCCGUACCGGAAGAUCGCCUGCGACCCAGAAGCAGUCGAGAUCAUCGGGAUUCCAGACAAGAUCCCCUUUAAGCGGCCGUGCACCUACGGAGUGCCGAAACUCAAACGGAUCCUGGAGGAGAGGCACAGUGUCCGCUUUGUCGUGAGGCGGAUGUUCGAUGAGCGGAUCUUCACUGCCGCAGGGAAAAUAGCUAAAGAGGAAGGCAAGCAGGACGGAUCCUCCCCCGAAGAUUGCUUCCCAGAGGGGCUUAGGAUGCCAAGCUCCGCGCUCGAGCUGGUCAGCAACACCCACAGCAGCAGAUCCACUAGUUCCUGUGUCAGUCCCUUAGCAGACUGCGAAGCAGGGCCCUCGGGAGACUGCUUACCUUUAAAAAAGGUCAAAACGGAGCCACCAGAUGGAGAAAUUAUUCAGGUCACUGUGCCAGAGAACACGGCAGCCUCGGAGGAGCCCAGCAAGCCUCAGGUUGAACUUGUGACCCCUGAUCAUCGCCGCCCCCUGGAGCCUCUAGCAGUCGAAGAACUGGCGCAGAAGUCUUCGCCACAAGGGCUCAAGAGAGUCGUCGAAGAAGACAUUGGAGAGAUGAUUCUUCAGCUGCGAAAGCAAGUGGACAGUCUCUUCAGCACCAAAUACGCGGAGGCUCUGGGCUUACCUGAGCCGGUGAAGGUUCCCUACUCGAAGUUCCAGAUGUAUCCCGAGGACCUGUACGUCACAGGGCUACCAGAAGGGAUCACGUUCCGGAGACCAAACUGCUUCGGUGCAGCCAAACUUCGCAAGAUUCUCAGUGCCAGUAACCAGAUCCAGUUUGUUAUAAAAAGGCCAGAUUUGCUAACUGAAACACAGAUGAAGCUUGAACCUCUCUCUCAGCCAGAUUACCAUCCAGAAUGCGAUCCUAAAGACAUUGUGGGAGAAGAUCCUGGACCUGCCUCUAAGAGACCUGGAUUCUUGGAUAGCUUAGAGGCCAAACUGUCUCGCAUAGACUUGGCCAACACGCUGCGCGAGCAGGUUCAGGAUCUGUUCAACAGGAAGUAUGGGGAGGCACUAGGCAUCAAGUAUCCUGUGCAAGUGCCUUACAAGAGGAUCAAGAGCAACCCCGGCUCGGUGAUCAUCGAGGGCUUGCCACCGGGAAUCCCUUUCAGGAAACCGUGCACGUUCGGCUCGCAGAACCUCGAGAGGAUACUGGCGGUGGCUGAUAAGAUCUCCUUCACCAUUAUGAGGCCUUUCCAAGGACUUAUCCCCAAACCAGCACCAAGAAGAAUCACGUUAUUGAAGAAAGCGUACUCGUCCAUAAGCGCAGAAGAGGAAGACCUCAACCGCAUGGGUGAAAAAGUCAUAUUGAGGGAACAAGUAAAAGAGCUGUUCAAUAAGAAAUACGGAGAAGCUCUGGGUUUGGAUCGACCCGUCGUUGUCCCGUACAAGCUUAUCCGAGCCAGUCCCGACUCUCUGGAGGUGUGCGGACUCCCGGAAGACGUUCUUUUCCGUAACCCGAACACCUACGACAUCGCCCGGUUGGAGAAGAUCCUCCAGGCUCGAGACGACAUAACUAUCCAUAUUAAAACACCUCUACAGCCUUUCGUUCAGCUCUGUCCACAGACUUCAAGUUCAGAAGGAAACGAAGUCGCGGUGAAUCGACGCAAACGAAAACGAGUGCUGGAUAACAGUCGAUCUGCCCCGCCUGAGGAAGAAGACCCUAACAUUUCGACCAAUCAGAUUCCAGUGAUGCAAUGGCCCAUGUACAUGGUGGACUACAGUGGAGUGAAUGUCCAAGUUCCAGGGAAGGUUAAAUACUAAUCCUGACCGUAAAAGAACCACGAGGGAAAAACCUGUGAGAUGAACUCAGCCGGAGCUCUUGUGUCUGAUCGCACUGUAAACCAAUAACUAGUGUGUGGAAGCUUCCGUUCAUGACCUCCUCGAGCAGAUGGACAGAGGAACAGACCGAGGAGGCGCUCGUCACGCUUUCAGGAGUGCUUAAUUUGCGAGAUCGUCCCUUUUCCAAUUUUUGCGCUUUAUUUCCAGGAAGGUGUUGAAAGAAUGUUUUUUUGGUUCAUAUUCUUAGUGAGUAAUGCAUCACUUUGCAUUAUACAGUCGCCCUGUACAUGACAACCUGCAAGUAGUCAUUAUCUAACACUGUAGUUAAGGAUGAUAUGAUACACCAUGGGAAGUAUCUACUCUUGGACACCAUCAUUAAAAGAAUGAGGAACCCUAACUGGUGCUGAACACGUGCAUACCGCGUACUACUCCUGUAGUAAGAUUGACACAUAGCUAAAAAUGUUGUACUAUUAUUUAUUUAUUUAUUGAAAUAAAAAUAAAAAAAAAUAGGAAUUUGUAUAUGCAGGGAAUGGAAGUGUUACGUGCUGAAUUUCCGUGACUGAUAACACUCAAACGAUUUAGCUACUGUAUGUACACACAGAGGUUUUUAUUUUAUUUUUUAUUUUUUUUUUCUUCAUUGAUUAAGUCGAGUUGGAGUACUCUAACAUGAUAGCACUAACAUAUUUCAAUGAAAUGGCUUUUUCUAUUAUUAUUAUUAUUAUUAUUGUUAUUAUUAUUAUUAUUAUUAUUAUUAUUAUUAUUAUUAUUGACUUGUAAUUUACUCCUACUCUCCUGGAUCGUGGAGGAUAUUAUUUCACAGAGAAACACACCAUGAAUGUAUUGUAUUGUAAAAGAAGACCGGUAUAAUGUUAUUCAAUAUGGACUGUCUCUGGAAUCACCAGUAUUUAUAUGCUGUACUUUAAUGCCAUUUAGGCCUUUUAAAUAAAAUGUGUUGCCUUGCGUUCACUGCAUUUUUUGCAUGUGAUUAAAGAUGUUUAACACAUUUAA
Messenger RNA from Tachysurus fulvidraco (yellow catfish), 4332 nucleotides. RefSeq names its product GTF2I repeat domain containing 1 (gene gtf2ird1). Gene Ontology annotation, cellular component: nucleus. The record is from RefSeq and is a predicted model, not a curated record. Bases 370 to 3306 code for a protein of 978 amino acids. Lineage: Eukaryota; Metazoa; Chordata; Actinopteri; Siluriformes; Bagridae. The transcript has 27 exons. Gene Ontology annotation, molecular function: DNA-binding transcription factor activity.